Molecule: messenger RNA, 334 nt
Organism: Aedes aegypti (yellow fever mosquito)
Lineage: Eukaryota; Metazoa; Arthropoda; Insecta; Diptera; Culicidae
Gene: ND-MWFE
Product: NADH dehydrogenase [ubiquinone] 1 alpha subcomplex subunit 1
Exons: 3
Source: RefSeq, a predicted model, not a curated record
CUAUCUUUACGUUCGUCAGUCUGUCAAAAACUUCUACAACCCACUUCUGUUGACCGUGGAUUGAAGUCCUGUGAGUUUUAUUGCUCGGAAAUCAACGAUGUGGUUCGAAAUUCUGCCCUCCUUUGGCAUCAUUACGGCGAUCCUGUCCGUUCCUGGAUUCGCAAUGUAUGGAUUGCAUCUGUUGACGUUGGACAAUGCCUACCGGCGUAACACCGACCAGAGAUGGGAGCGUAUCAUGUAUGUCCGGGAUAUGAGACUCACUGGCAAUCCCUACAAUUCUAACGGAUUGGAGUCUAUUCCAGAUAAGUAAACCAAUAUUCAGAAAUGUAGAUAA